AUGGCGACGCGCAUGCCCAACUCUGAGAGGUCGCCGUCGCCGCCGUCGCCGCUGGACCAAAGGGACGCUGCCAUCCAGGAGCUCCAGAAGGGCAGUGACCUGGUAAAGCUGCUCGGCGAGCAGCUGGGGCGCCUCCCGGUGCAGCUUGGCUGCCGCGACGACGCGCUGACCAGCGUGAGGGACAUCUCCAUGUCCCUCGACUCCUCGCUCUACGCCCUCCAGUCGGAGAGAGAUCAGCACCGCGGCUCCUCCUCUGGCGCCGGCGGGCCAGGCGCCGUGACCUCCGAUGGCGGCGGCGGUCGCAGCAGCACCCGCGCCAGAAGGACGACGCACCGGCGAGGCAAGCAUGGCGAGGAGCAUCCGCGGAGGAUAUUUACUACUACGACACCAGAAAAUGAUGGGUAUCACUGGAGGAAAUAUGGCGAGAAGACGAUCCUCAAUACUGAAUUUCCAAAGUUGUACUACAGAUGCGGUUACAGUGAUGAGCGCAAGUGUCAGGCAAAGAAAUAUGUGCAGCAAGCGAACAGGAAGCACCCUCCAGAGUUCACGGUCACCCUCACCAACGAGCAUACCUGCAACACAUUGCUCCCAGAUCAGCCCAGCUCAAGCAGUACUUCCCAGGUGCUGGAUUUCACAAAGGCAUCCAUGUCCUCACCAAUGGAUCCUCAUGCAGACACGGCGAUGUUGAAGGAGGAGGAGGAAGAAGAAGCUCCCUCCAUUGAUGAGAGCACAAGAAUCAUGUCCACAAGUGUGUCUAGUUAUGGAGCCUAUGACUACAAUGAGUUGUCUCCACAGUCAUGGAAGUAGUGGAGAUUAUUGGCCUAAUUAAACUCGGUUAGUUUCUCCUCAGCUAGCGUUCUUCAGGUUGUAGUACGUAGUUUCCCAAAGUGAGUGAUCUAUAGAUCGCUUCUGGCAAACAUGUUGCAGGUAGCUUCCCAUUGCAAUUGCCAGACCGCAAUAAUCAUCCUUUUAAAGUUAUCUUAGGACU
Molecule: messenger RNA, 988 nt
Organism: Oryza brachyantha (malo sina)
Lineage: Eukaryota; Viridiplantae; Streptophyta; Magnoliopsida; Poales; Poaceae
Product: WRKY transcription factor 55-like
Exons: 3
Coding region: 1-807 (268 amino acids)
Biological process (GO): regulation of DNA-templated transcription
Molecular function (GO): DNA-binding transcription factor activity; sequence-specific DNA binding
Source: RefSeq, a predicted model, not a curated record